Messenger RNA from Monosiga brevicollis MX1, 2655 nucleotides. RefSeq lists its product as uncharacterized. Lineage: Eukaryota; Choanoflagellata; Craspedida; Salpingoecidae. Gene Ontology annotation, molecular function: protein binding. The record is from RefSeq and is a predicted model, not a curated record. Bases 1 to 2655 code for a protein of 884 amino acids. The transcript is spliced from 10 exons.
AUGGUGUUUCACUCUGGCAUCGUCCUGUGUUUUUGUCUCUUCACCCUGCGCUUGGCCUCGGGCCAUGCAGCCAGCACUUGGGACCAGACAAAUCGACCCUGCCAAGCACUGAACGUCCUCGAUGGAGCCCCUGCCCUGCCCACCCAAGCCGAUGCUGUCAAUGCGUUCCAAGAUUACCAGAUAGAUAUCACAGCCAGCACUCCAGCUGGCCCGGGCGAAGAUGAUGACGAAGAUGAUGACGAAGAUGAGGACGAAGAUGAGGACGAAGAUGAGGACGAAGAUGAGGACGAAGAUGACGAUGAAGCAGGGACAGAGGUAUCUGCCAGCAUCGCCACUUGGACCUGGCCAUUUUCCAACGUCACAACACUCAACAACACACUCAACUUUGUCAUCAAUCGCCGCGGCACGACCAUUAUCAACCUCGAACCCUUGUCUUCCGCCGAAGCUGUCAUCAUCACCAUCAUCCACAAUGGCGCCUCUGCCGUCGUGCUGAAUGCCCCCUGUUCCGUGCACUUGGACACGGUCCUCAUUCAUUUUGCCGCCCAGGCAGGCGUUGAAGUGACGCUUAAUCUCGGUCGUAACCGCACCCUCCACUCCAUGAUUUUUUGCGACAACUCGCCCGCACGGGAUCAAAUCAAUGCCUUGAGCUUGACUGGAACACACGUGUCCCGGCUUCACGUGGACGUAGCCGAUCGAGCUAAAAUCGAAAACCGCCUUGCCCUGGCCUCAAUUGAUGUUUUCCAAGCUUUUGCCGGGAAGAGCUCAAAGUUAGAAACCCUGGUAGUUUUCGAGGCGUGCGCCUCCCUCGGUGACGUUGUCUUGGACCUGACCAAGACUGACAUGCGCCUCGUAUUUGCAAACGUCAGCCAAAUUCUUUCCUUCUCAGCCGUGGCACGCGACCUUCGCGUCAACAGCCAUGACUUUGUGGGCAGUCGAUCCCACGUUAUGAUCAAUGGAUAUGAAUUUGAUAUACCCACGACAUCAGAAGUAGCCAGCAACCUACUUCCGCAGGCUCAGCCAAGCUUGGAUCCGAGCCGCAUCUGUGAUGUGAACAUGACCGCCGUCCCUACCACCACCACCGCCGCCGCCGCCGCCAUCAUCACUACACCCACCACUACACCAACUACCACACCCACCACCUCUACGACCACACCCACUACCACAGCAACUACCACACCCACCACCUCCACGACCACACCCACUACCACAGCAACUACCACACCCACCACCUCCACGACCCCACCCACUACCACAGCCAACGGCGAUGGAUCUCGCUCAGGAGCGGCUGCUUUUCAACGCGCCGUGUUGGCUUCCACCGUCUCCUCCGUAGUUGUGCUCAUUGCCUUUGGCGCCGCUCUGCUCCUCAUGCUGUCCCGCAAGCGCCGCCAACAUAACGAUGAUUCUGAAAGCCAGCCGCCGACGCGCAUGUCAAAGCUCACGACGCAUAGUGCCAGUGCUGCAAGCCACACCGACAGCAAUGAAUCCUUGCCCAAUUACAGCGACUCGGAGAUGAUGGCUGCCUCGGCUGGCGCCCAGUCCGAUGCCGCCCUUCUCUCCCCGCCCCGCUUCAAUGGCGACCCGGCCCUGAUGUUUCAGGCCAAUCACUUGCUUGAGACGUUGGCUAGUCCUGAUGUUUGGGCUGCAGCCCUCCUGCAAGCCAUUGCCUUCCAUGAUGACGUAGAGUUUGCCCAUGCCCUCAGCCUGGCUCGACACUCAACAGCGCCUCGUCUAAACGAUCUCCAACCCCUUCAUUGGGCUCUGCUUCACCAAAACGCACAUUGUCUUCCCGCCCUGGUCUCAGCUGGCGCUCAUAUUAACAGCCCCGACGUCGAGGGUUACACGCCUUUGCACUUGGCAAUUAACCUGCAAGACCUGGAUGGCUGCGGCACCCUGCUGCUGCUCGGUGCGAAUGUCAAUGACACCAACUCACGGCACCAAACCCCGCUCCAUCUCGCCUGCAUGCUGCACAACGAACGACUUUGUGCCUUGCUUGUCGAGCGGGGAGCUGAUCCCAAUUUGACCGACUGGCAAUCUAGGACUCCUCUUCACUGGGCGGCGGCUACAAACGCCGAGGCAUGCUGUGGUGUACUUUUGGGCUCGGAGCAAUUGGACCUGCGUAUCACUGACGAGCGCGAUAACACUAGCCUUAUGCUAGCCAUUCGGGAAGAUAACCCAUCUGUUGUCAAGAUGAUUCUCAAUUCUGCACAGCACCGUGGCUGUCUCAAUUCUCUCCUCAUCACACCGACCGUCGAUGGCCAGUUACCAAUUGCUCUGGCCACAACUGUGGGAGCUGAUCAAUCAAUGGUGGUUCUCAAGCAGUUUAUGAGCACGACGGAUGCCACCGCAAGUGGAAAUAGUACCGUCCCCAUUCUAUCUGCUGAUAGCCCGGAAAGCAUGAACAGUGCUGGAUCAACAAGCGGUGCUGAUACCUGCCACUCAGUUGAGCAUGACAAGGACGAUGACGCGCGACCGCGCUCUAAAACCAAGGAGUGGCGACGUCAAUACAUGCAACGCUACCGUGCGCAACAAAACCUAAGAGGCCAGGCCUAUGAUGAAGAGAUCGAUGUCCUCGAGGCUCAGCGUGCCGAGUACGCCAAGGCCAUGGAGGCCAUGCGUGCUGACAUUUUGGCACUUCAAACUGCACUCUGCUUUUAA